Molecule: messenger RNA, 912 nt
Organism: Ipomoea triloba (trilobed morning glory)
Lineage: Eukaryota; Viridiplantae; Streptophyta; Magnoliopsida; Solanales; Convolvulaceae
Product: actin-depolymerizing factor 10-like
Exons: 3
Coding region: 183-602 (139 amino acids)
Biological process (GO): actin filament depolymerization
Cellular component (GO): actin cytoskeleton; cytoplasm
Molecular function (GO): actin filament binding
Source: RefSeq, a predicted model, not a curated record
UUCUCCCUAAAAACUGUCCUAAAAGAUCUCUCAGCCUAUAGAACAUUUCUUCAUCAUAACCCUCCACAACUAAUCAAGCUAAAAGGAUCCUCAUUUCUCUCUUCCUCUUUCUCUCUCUCUCCCCCUUUUUCUUUUCAAAACUCCGCAAACGAGCUCACUAAGUUAAUCACUCGCUACACAAAAUGGCAAAUUCUGCAUCUGGGGUUGGCGUGUUCGACGAAUGCAAACUGAAGUUCAUGGAGCUGAAGUCGAAGAGGAACUUCAGAUACAUCAUUUUCAAGAUUGAUGAAACAGGGCAGGCUGUGGUGGUUGAGAAGAUGGGGUCUCAUGAAGAGACUCAUGAUGAUUUCACCAAGAGCUUACCCUCCAAUGAUUGUCGUUUUGCUGUUUUCGACUAUGAUUUCACCACCCAAGAGAAUUGCCAGAGGAGCAGGAUCUUCUUCAUUGCCUGGUCACCAGAAACCGCAAGUGUGAGGAACAAGAUGGUGUAUGCAGCCUCCAAGGACAAAUUCAGGAGAGAAUUGGAUGGUGUUCAGGUUGAGUUGCAGGCAACUGAUCCAAGUGAGAUGAGCUUGGAUAUCUUCAAGGGGAGGGCACACUAAAAUGUUUUCUUCAAUACAUAUUAUAUACUUGCAAAACAUACUUUCCCAAAAAAAUUGCAUUUUUAUUUUUAUUUUUAUUUAUAAGCAUCUCAAUGGUUAUGGCCAAUCUGGGUUGUGUUUGGCUGACUAUUGAUGAUUGUGUUAGUGCUGAGGAUGAGAUCAGCAUAUCCCCAUUCUUGGUUUGUUUUUUUUUAUUUUUGUUGCUCAAAUGUUCCAUCUAGUUGUCUUUGAAUUUUGAUUACAUUAUUGUAUACCUUUUGAUUUAUUAUGUUCUGUUUCUGAAUUAAUAAUAGAUCAUACUUGUAUACCA